UGUAUUAAUUUCUUUAUCUCUCUCUAUAUUAUCUCUCUCAUCAGAACAAAAACGGCGGCAUGGCUAAUGUAUUGAAUGAAGACCAAAUCAUGGAGUUUCAAGAAGCUUUCAGUCUAUUUGACAAGGACGGCGAUGGCAGCAUUACUGUGGAGGAAUUGGCAACAGUUAUCAGGUCGUUAGAUAAAAACCCAACAGAGGAAGAACUGCAGGAAAUGAUGAAUGAUGUUGAUACAGGCUCUAAUGGAGCCAUUGAGUUCAAAGAGUUCUUGAACGCCCUAUCCAAAAGAAUGGAGGACACAGAUUCAGAAGAGGAACUUAAAGAAGCUUUCAAGGUCUUUGACAAGGAUCAAAAUGGUUAUAUUUCCGCUAACGAGUUGAGAAACGUGAUGAUAAAUCUGGGGGAAAAACUAACAGAAGAAGAGGCAGAACAGAUGAUCAGAGAGGCUGACCUGGAUGGAGAUGGUCAAGUCAAUUAUGACGAUUUUGUUAAGAUGAUGAUGAAUGUUGGAUAGGGAGGAUUAAUGUAUGCAUGGUUCAUUAAUCCUAUGUGGUCAACACAUAAUUAUAAAUUCAAAUCUUUCUUUAAUUAUUUCCUAAUUAUUAGCAACUGGUUUAGAAUUUGUUUACUGUAGUUGUUGUUCUUGACAUUUCUUUGUCGUUUUAAUGUCCAAGAAAAUAGGAUCAUUUUCCUUAAAAUGUUCGGAGAUGUA
Messenger RNA from Ipomoea nil (Japanese morning glory), 710 nucleotides. RefSeq names its product calmodulin-like protein 8. The transcript is spliced from 5 exons. The record is from RefSeq and is a predicted model, not a curated record. Gene Ontology annotation, molecular function: enzyme regulator activity; calcium ion binding. The coding region runs from base 60 to 512 and encodes 150 amino acids. Lineage: Eukaryota; Viridiplantae; Streptophyta; Magnoliopsida; Solanales; Convolvulaceae.